Messenger RNA from Aspergillus mulundensis, 2664 nucleotides. RefSeq lists its product as uncharacterized. The coding region runs from base 1 to 2664 and encodes 887 amino acids. The transcript has a single exon. NCBI's taxonomy places the organism in Eukaryota, Fungi, Ascomycota, Eurotiomycetes, Eurotiales, Aspergillaceae. The record is from RefSeq and is a predicted model, not a curated record.
AUGGACCACAUCCCACGAGUCCGUGACUCCGAACUCAAAACCGCCCACCUCACUGUCCCCUACUUGGCGGGUGACAGUCCUUGGGAAUAUGGGAGCCGGAUGCGAGGUUUUGAUAGCUUUCGAGCGUUCCCCAAGAAGCACGGGUUUAGCUCUCUCCUAGACCAAGGGUGCAGCGGCAAUGACCUGCCAGUCCCAUCGAUUGGCUUCCUCCAGGCAUGGCUGUACUUCGGUCUGCUGGCUGAGGCAUUUGGCACGCCGGAGAUGAAGUUCCAACCAGACCAUUUCAUCGGAAAAUCAGGCAAUGAGAUGGUAAUCACGACCAAAGAGCUCAAUCGGUAUAUCUGGUACUGGGCCGCUGCCGUGGCACACGGAGUCCGCGACGAGAUUGACGAGCACUCUGCGAACUUGGACAGAUGUCUUGAGCUUGCGAAUGCCGUUGUGAAUGGGUUCUAUCGCCGCUCGUCAGAACCAAAAGGAUCAGAGAAGGUAGAUUCAAAGUGGUCAACGACGAAUACCGUGCUCUUCUCCAUCAUCACACUGGUUGACUACCUCCGUCGGGCACGCAUCGACAUCAACAUGUACAGCUUCGAAGUCAAUCUCCCUCCCUUGGUCUGGGACUUUCCACCGCUUGAUCGGGCUUUAGCCGAGGCAGGAUGGUGCGCGGCGGAGAUUAGCAGGUUGAACGAUCAGACCGACUGCUCGACUCGGUUCUACCUUGCGCAGGUUGACCGCUGGGCGCAGGGGAAGGACCAUAGUCGGUGUAUAGCCGGGCAAGGGUGCCAGGCGCACCAGAUCGAUGAGCCGACCUACAGAACGCGGCAUCGGCCGGACUGUAAGGGCGAGAUGUGCUGGGACAUGGGGCCGGUAGUGGAGGAUGUCGUGAAGAUCCUCGAUGAGGGGGGAUACCCGCUCGUUAAUCUGUCGGACAAUAGUAGAGACGUCGAAGUCCAUCCAGCUAAGCAGGGAGAGGUCUACGUGACCAUUUCGCACGUCUGGUCAGACGGCCUGGGUAAUCCGCACGAUAAUACGCUACCACACUGCCAACUCGCCUACAUCCAAAACCUUGUCAACGCGCUCUACGCAGACUCGCCUCACCCAGUGAGAUUCUGGCUCGACACCCUCUGCAUCCCAGUGGGGGACAGACACUCGCCCUUCCGACGCAUCGCCAUAAACCGCAUGCACGAGACAUUCAGAGCCUCAGACAAAACGCUGGCACUAGACAACUCGCUCAUGGCCCAGCGCACCGACGCAGAAAUGGACUGGGUCGAGAUGAACAUGCGCAUCAAGUACUGUCCCUGGGUGACGCGCGCCUGGACGCUCCUCGAAGGCCGCGUCGGCAAAGAACUGCUCUUCCAGUUUCACGACAAGGCGGUUUCAUCGAACUUCGUUUUUGAUCGCUCUUACGCUGAGCGCAAUAUCCUCGCUGUAUCUGCUAUGCUCGAGAAACGAGGCGUGGAAAAUGUCCUCAGCGAGCCGAAUGCGCUCCGUCUCGCUCGUGCACUGACGCUUCUCCCGGAGACUCUGGGCUCGACUGCCCAGGUCUACGAUACCUGGAUGCCCAUUCUCCAAAGCGCAGGUGUAUUCUCCGACCUUUCCGACAUUGACGACGACAUGAGCGUCAACAUCCAAACGCGCGUCUUCUGCCCUGUAACAAAACACUCGAACGCCGGGACACGAAACAUCCGCGACGAAUUCUGGCUUGAGAAUAUCGUAUCUACCCGCGAGGACGCAAAAGCCGAGGGGACGCAGUACGCCGCUUAUGCGUUUUUCGAAGGCGUCUCCCUUGGGUUCCGUGGACGGACUGCAAGUAAAGCCGAAGACGAGACGAUCUGCUUCGGCCAGAUGCUGGGAAUCGAUACGGCGCCGUUGACGGCUAUCAAGCCUUUGAGGCCGAGGGAGAGGUACUGGCUUAGCCUGAUAGAUUCGAACCCGCUGCUAAGCGUGCUUGCUCGGGCAUUUGGGAUUGAUGCGGGAGGUAGAUUGGCCGAAUGCCAGGAGAAACGGAUCCAGACGCUCCUGACGCAUAUUGAACGGCUGCCUCUGACUAUCCUGCUCUGGGAGGUCUCGCGCAUGCGGAGUCCAGGCUGGAAAUGGGCGCCGCUGUCGCUGCUGGAUGUCCGUCCUGGCUCGGAGGGCGAGGGGACAUGGGCGAGCAGUGAGCGGGGAAUUGUUGGGUCUGAUGGGCUAACUGUCUCUCUGCCGGCAUUGCAGCUGCGCACAACAGAUAGAACAAGGGCAGCGGACGUGAAUGUACCUCUUUCACAUCCCAUACACCUUAAAGUCGCCACGGAGGACGACGGCAUCGGCCCCGUUGGCGGCGGCGAGGUCACCUUCAUACUCCAGCUUGAUAGCAAGUCCAUACCGCCUGAAUGGAAGAGGUAUAAGACGUGGUCGGCGUUCAUCGGUGCGGGCGUGUUAGAUAGUCUUUGCAUUCUGACGAGGCGCCGCGCGUCGAUCCAUGAUCCGUUUAAGAAUAGGGGUGUUUUGGUGGAGGUUUGUGGGCGUGAGAGACGGGUUGGGAGUGCAGGUGAGGCUAUGAUGGCGCAGUAUCGCGUCGUCGUUGAGAGGCCGCAUGAGGGUGAAAUGGCUGGAGCUAAACUGCCUGUUCCUGUUGUUUGUGUUGGUGGGAGGUGGGAUAUGCAGUCGAGGUGGUGUAUUGGAUAG